AGCAUUCUGUAGAAUACUCUACCAAGUGAUUUUAGGGCAAUGUAACUUGCAAUUCAUAGUCUAGACGAGUGUUUUCGUCAAUACUAGCAAUCACAUCACUAUACGCAAAGGCUCUAAGUAUAUUAUUUAUAUCUUCCAUAUCGCCAUCAAACCCAACAAGCUCAGACAAAAACUAAAUAAUGACAGGAUCAUUUGAAGCAAUUGUGACAGGUGCGACUGGUAUUAACGGUGUUGCCAUCAUCAAUCGUCUAUUAGAAGAACCUAAGUGUUCGAAGAUUCACUGUGUCUCUCGUAGACUCAAAGAAAAAUUCCCAAGCAAAGUUAAGCACUAUUCAAUUGACUUGAUCAAUUCCAGUCCUGAACAGGUCGCUGAGACCCUCCAAAAAGAGGGCGUUACAAACAUUACAUAUGCCUUCCAUGCUGCCUAUAAAGAGGAAUCAGAUGAAGGUCAAAUGUGCAAGACCAAUGGAGCGAUGGUGAGAAAUUUUGUAGCGGGUCUUGAAAAAAGCAACAGCAAGACCCUUAAGAGAGUUGUUUUAACGACUGGUUUGAAGUACUACGGUCUUCAAUUCGGUGAAGUAAGACUUCCCAUGGAAGAAUCUGAUGGUCGUGUACCUGAAAGCUUUGCAGGAUCCCCCAAUUUCUACUAUGUUCAAGAAGAUAUCCUUAAAGAAUUAAGUGACAACAAACCUUGGGAUUAUGUAAUAGCUAUGCCCAACGAUAUCUGCGGUGCUUCUCAAGGAAGUUACAUGAACCACGCAUUCACUAUUGCGUUGUAUGCUCUUGUUUGCAAAGAGUUGAACGAACCAUUCUACUUCCCUGGAAAUGAAACAUUCUAUAAAGGCUUUGACGAUAUUUCUUAUUCACGUUUAAUUGCCGACUUUCAAGUAUGGGCUGCGCAAAAACCAGAAGCUAGCAAUGAACGUUUCAACAUCGUGAACGGUGACGUUCACAGCUGGUCAAGAACUUGGCCAAAGAUCGCCGAGUACUUUGGUGUAAUCGUUCCCGAAAACCAAUUUGAUAAUUGGUCUUCUUUAAGCAACAAAAUGACCUUGCCCACACCUCCACCAAUCAAGUUACAUCAAGAGGAAAUGGGAAUCAAGAACGUUUCAAACAGUGAGAUAGUUAACCAAAUUUCUCUUCCCAAGUGGGUCCAGCAGGAUAAAGUCAAGAAGGCAUGGAAACAAAUUGCUGAACGCGAACACUUGGAUCCUAAUCUUUUGGACAAUGGUACAUGGGCUUUCUGUGACUUUUUGUUAGGCAGAACUUAUAAUGUAAUUUCAUCCAUGACCAAGGCUCGUGAAUUAGGCUACCAUGGAUAUUAUGAUACUUUCCAAGGAUUCAAAGAAACAUUUGAUACUUUAAAGCACGGAAAAGUCAUCCCUUCUUAAGCAUAAAAUAGUUUAAUGAUAAAUUUUAAUGAGGUUUAUGAUUUUAGCAUACA
This is a messenger RNA of Schizosaccharomyces octosporus yFS286, 1444 nucleotides long. Its product is annotated as epimarase. The coding region runs from base 180 to 1391 and encodes 403 amino acids. The record is from RefSeq and is a predicted model, not a curated record. The transcript has a single exon. Lineage: Eukaryota; Fungi; Ascomycota; Schizosaccharomycetes; Schizosaccharomycetales; Schizosaccharomycetaceae.